Molecule: messenger RNA, 2467 nt
Organism: Aegilops tauschii subsp. strangulata
Lineage: Eukaryota; Viridiplantae; Streptophyta; Magnoliopsida; Poales; Poaceae
Biological process (GO): L-homoserine biosynthetic process; regulation of DNA-templated transcription
Cellular component (GO): chloroplast stroma; cytosol
Molecular function (GO): aspartate kinase activity; DNA binding
Source: RefSeq, a predicted model, not a curated record
UCCUCCACACCGGCUACUACGGCGAACUGCAGCACCACGGCCAGUGUCCGCAUUUUUGUCGUCUCGAUCCGUCGCUUAAAAAAUCCACCACCAUGAGCACCCAGUCUGCCUCCGCGCUUGCCCUGCGCACAAAGCUAGCAACUUGCUGAGCCUAAACAGUCUGAGAUCGCAGCGCCCGCUUCGUCUGCCUCGCCCGGGCCUGAUGCCGUUCUCCCCGUCCGGUGAGGUGCUGACCUCGCCCCUACACGUUGGGAUGGAAGCUCCGAGCACCGCCGAGAGAGCGGCCGGCGCCGGUUGUCCUCCUCAAGUAUGACCAAAGCUGCCGCGGCUGCGCUCCUGCCUCGGCAUGGAUUUUCCCGGCCAGAACAAUGAGCACGGGUCACGGGAGAGAAGGGUCGUGCUACUUCUACAGCAAACCGGCCCCUGUCAAGGAGGGGAAGCGGACCCGCAUGGUCGGCGGCGGCACCUGGCACCCGGAGACUGGCGCCAAACCCAUUCUAGGCGCCGAUGGGGAAUCCCUUGUUUCGAACAAGAGAACCUUCUCCUACGUGAAAAAGAGUCCGUCUGGGAUGGAAACAGCAUCCAAAGGGAGACAGCGUACCGGCUGGAUCAUGGUCGAGAUCUCGCUCGAGAAGCAGACCGGCGACGCCGACCACAUGGUGCUCUGCGUCUUGCACAAGUCGAAGAAGAAGUAUCCAGACACAUCCAUGGCAGCCGCUGCAGAGGCUGCACCGGGAUGCGAUGCGGAGCCGAGUGUACAUGAGUGGCUGGGCUUGUCCGACCGUGACAUACGUGCGGUGCCGAAGCCAGCUCCAUCCAUCGAUACGGCCGGUAGCACCAAAAUUCUCCUGCAGAAGGCCGCGGAGAAGGCAGUGAGCUACCACUUCGAAAAGGUGUGUGAAAUCAAGGAGUUCGUGGACUUCAAGGAGCGGCAUCUGAGGACAAUUGAUCAGCUUGGAUUGGACAGACCAAUUAUUUCAGGUUCAUUGCGUAAGUUGGAAUUGCGUCUUCAGCACGUUGCUAUGGACAAAAUUCUAACUCCUACAGAACGAGAUCACAUUGUUUCCUGUGGUGAAGACAUGUCUACAACAAUAUUUUCUGCAUAUUUAAAUAAACUCGGUAAAAGGGCACAACAGGAUUUCAGUGCACUAUAUAGGAUUGGGCUUAAUGUCCACGAUCAUGUCUGGGAAAGGGAAACCAAGGCGGCGAAUGAUUCCUCGGUGGUCCAUGGCAGUGAGGCAAAACACCGUCUACAAGUCCUCCAUGCAGCGUUCCUUGAGGUUGGCUUCUUAUCCAAGGUCAAGGGAGCAGAGAGCGAGUGCCCAAUGCCAGUGAACUCGGCUUCCAGCUCUGGCGAGAAGAGAAAGGCGGAUGAGGUCCACCCAGAGGCUCCUGCUGUGCGUCAGGAAAAGCCUGACACUGGCCGCAACAGUGUUGUGGAGGAAAGAGAGCGCACCGCGCUCUUUGAUGACAAGGCCGGGGACCCGCGCGAGUUCUUCGACACUAUACAAGAAGAUACCAUUGAGCCCGUCAGGACAGUAACUGAGGUUCAGCCCGAGCAGCCACCAGGUGUUGAGGAUGAGUACCCGGUGCCCCCCACUGGAGUCGACAACCCCUAUGGAAAUCAAGUUGGCGACUUCAACGCCGUAGUACCUGAAGUUCAACCGGGGCACCCUGAGGUGGGGGAGGGCAGCAAUGGAUUACCAAACUUUCUGGACCUGGACGAGACCGAGAGCAGUCGUCAUACAAUCAAGGAACCCAAUCACGGUGCUUUGAAGCGCCUCGAGAACUGGAUGGACUCUGACAGCAACGACUAUCCGACGCGCUCCGACGACAGUGCUAUGCAGAAUCCGGUGUUCGUGGAAUACCAGACGCUCGUCGGACGUCCCAAUGGCGGAGAUUCGGUGGUCUCCGGACACCCGAUGUUCGUUGGAGGCAACAACGGCGGAUAUCCGCCGGCCGCGGAGAACCCCGGGCCCGGGUUCGUCGGAGGCGUCGUAGGCGACAACAGCGUAUAUUCUGUCGGGUCGGCUGCCAAAAUUCUUGAAGAAGCCUGCCUGAUGUUCGACGAAGACGGCCACAGGUAUUUAGAUGACAUCAACAUGGAGGAGCCUCUUAUCGACAUAGACUUUCCGCUGUCCCCGUUUGCCUCUUAAUAAUAGCUGAGGUGUGUUUGAAAACUGAAAUAACUGAAGCAAUGGGUGUCUAGAGUUUGGGGACGUGCCCUCUCCGAGAAGUCAGCGUGUCGUAGCCUCGUAGGUAGGCCCUAUUUCGAUUGAAUGUCAGUGAGCACAUGAAAAAUACGUUCAACCUAGACAGUGUCUUAGAGUGUGAUGUUGAUAGAUAUGAAGUUUUGCUGGCAGAAAGCAUGAGUAGAUCAAUUGAUGUACAUUUAAUUGCGAAGAUACUCAUUGCAGUAUAUAUGUGUUGUAAGUACAAACAAAUAGAUUAUAUUGUACACGUGACG